AUGCCAUAUACGCUCUGUGUGCUCCGGCUGCUUCUGGAGCUGGUUCUGCUAGAGGCCCUGCUUGGGGCCCUGCUAGAUUCGCUGGUCCUAGGGCCCCCUCGAUAUAUCGGUGUUGGUGAUGGUGGUGACGGUGGUGGUGGUAUCCCGCUCGGGGGUGCCCAUCUCGACGCGUUCGGUAGACCACCACCAUGGGGGUUUGGGGCCUCCAUAGCGGUUCCUGAGGCCUCAGGGGGCCUUUCUCGAUCGAUUGACGCGUUAAAAUGA
This is a messenger RNA of Aspergillus caelatus, 264 nucleotides long. RefSeq lists its product as uncharacterized. The transcript has 2 exons. The coding region runs from base 1 to 264 and encodes 87 amino acids. NCBI's taxonomy places the organism in Eukaryota, Fungi, Ascomycota, Eurotiomycetes, Eurotiales, Aspergillaceae. The record is from RefSeq and is a predicted model, not a curated record.